This is a messenger RNA of Pseudocercospora fijiensis CIRAD86, 762 nucleotides long. RefSeq lists its product as uncharacterized. Lineage: Eukaryota; Fungi; Ascomycota; Dothideomycetes; Mycosphaerellales; Mycosphaerellaceae. The record is from RefSeq and is a predicted model, not a curated record. Bases 1 to 762 code for a protein of 253 amino acids. The transcript has 3 exons.
AUGUCUACCUAUUUGAUUACAGGCACAUCACGAGGCAUUGGCCUCGAGCUCGUCAAGCAAUUGAUCGACCUGCCGUCGACACAAGUCGCCAACGUCUUUGCAGUGACCAGGUCCGAUCCAAGCGAAGGACUCCAACAGCUUAUCGACAAAUCCGAAGGUCGCAUCGUCAACGUCGUGAUCGACGACAUCUCCAAGGAAGCAAGCGUUGCGAAAGGAGUAGCAGAGCUCCAGCGACAUGGAGCUAACUCAAUCGAUGUAUUAGUCAACAAUGCAGGAAUCAUGCCCAUCACACCUAGCAUAAGGAAUAUGAGCGGCGACCAUCUGCGAGAUGUAUUGAAUGUCAAUCUUGUCAGCGCUCACGUCAUGACCCUAGCGUUUUUCCCACUGCUGCAGAAAGGCCGAGAGAAAAAGGUCAUCAAUAUAUCGACGACGAUGGGAUCCAUUUCUAUGACCCGAGACUACUCGUUUGCUCCUACACAUGCAUAUAAGAUCGCCAAGGCCGGUAUGAACAUGCUGAAUGCUCAGUGGGCGAUCGAGUUUGAGAAGGAAGGCUCUACGUUCCUCGCAGUAUCUCCCGGUUGGCUGCAAACCGACUUGGGCUCACAGAAUGCGGAUUUACCGGUAAGCACUGGCGUAGAGAGUGUCAAACAAAUCAUUCUCAACAGUACGCCCGCGCAAAAUGGUAAAUUCGUUAUAAUCAAGGUGCCUGGAUGGGAGGAUGCCGACGGACCCAAUAAGUACCAUAGCGGCGAAAGUCCAUAG